AUGCAAUACACAUCAUAUACAUGCAUGCAGGUGUUAAAGAAAAGAUCAAAACAUCGUAAACUAAGACAGAAGAUGCAAAUGAUGAAUCCGGAGAUAGAUUUGUGGUUGUCUAAAAACGCACUCCCUAAAAAUCUAAAGACGGUGAUUGUGAAAAAUGUACAACAAAAACUUGCAAAGAACAAUGUUGUUAAUACAGACAAUUUCCUCUGUAACCUUCCCAUAAAAGAUCGAAGGGAUAUCGUGAGUCAUCUUGGUUUGACUUCGUUAAAGAAAGUGUCAAUGUUCAAAAGUAUGGAUGCACGAAUACUCAAGGCAAUAUGUGAGCAUCUUAAGCUGGUAACAUAUAACGAAGACAGCUAUAUCAUUCGUGAUGGGGAACCACUUGAGAAGAUGUUCUUCGUCACAAGCGGCACUGCAUGGUCCUACACAACUAGUACCAAUGCCAAUGUCGCCGGAAGUACCAACAAUGGUUCAUCAAUUAUUAAGUGUCUUGCAAGAGGUGAUUUUUAUGGAGAAGAGCUACUAAAUUGGGCCACAACGAAAUUUGCCUCAUUUUCUGAGUUUCCUAUCUCAACUAGGACUCUCAAGACUCAAACAAAAGUCGAAGGAUUUGUUUUGAGGGCCAACGACUUGAAGAGCGUUGUCGCUAAAUUCUGGUGGUACUUUUCUAGUAAGAAUCUCCAUCAAUUGAAUAAUUCUCAGUUAGAGCAAUGGCAGAAUUUGGCAGCUUCUUCCUUACAAGCAAAAUGGCGCCUACGUCAUGAAAGGCUUAUUAAGACAGAGAGAAAGUAGACUAUAGUCUAAUACUCUAAACUACUUAUCAUUUUAUGUAUUAUUCUUUGGUUUUCUCCAAAUCCUAGCUAGUAAUCAUUGGAGGGUUUUCUAGCACUGUUAAUCCCUCAAAAAUCCAAAUCCCACCUAGCAACCAACUGUGCAUGUAUUAUAUUAUAUGUAGGGUAAAUUUCAUUUUA
This is a messenger RNA of Rosa chinensis, 971 nucleotides long. RefSeq names its product cyclic nucleotide-gated ion channel 1-like. NCBI's taxonomy places the organism in Eukaryota, Viridiplantae, Streptophyta, Magnoliopsida, Rosales, Rosaceae. Bases 1 to 792 code for a protein of 263 amino acids. The record is from RefSeq and is a predicted model, not a curated record. The transcript has 2 exons.